Molecule: messenger RNA, 1319 nt
Organism: Xenia sp. Carnegie-2017
Lineage: Eukaryota; Metazoa; Cnidaria; Anthozoa; Malacalcyonacea; Xeniidae
Product: 26S proteasome non-ATPase regulatory subunit 4-like
Exons: 10
Coding region: 74-1252 (392 amino acids)
Biological process (GO): proteasome-mediated ubiquitin-dependent protein catabolic process
Cellular component (GO): cytosol; proteasome regulatory particle, base subcomplex; nucleus
Molecular function (GO): polyubiquitin modification-dependent protein binding
Source: RefSeq, a predicted model, not a curated record
AUCUGAUAAUAAAAGUCAAACCAAGUCAAAGUCACAGAAUAGAUAACGAAGUAUUAUACAACAGUCAGCCAAAAUGGUUUUGGAAUCGACAAUAAUUUGCGUGGAUAACAGCGAGUACAUGAGAAAUGGCGAUUUUUUACCGACGAGAAUUCAAGCCCAACAAGAUGCUGUGAAUUUAGUUUGCCGCUCAAAAGCUCGCGAAAAUCCCGAGAACAAUGUUGGAUUAAUGACUUUAGCCAGUCUAGAGGUCCUGGUAACUUUGACGACAGAUGUUGGCAAAGUGUUAUCAACCUUGCACAGUGUUCGACCUAAGGGUGAUAUAAACAUGGUCACCGGAAUCAGAAUUGCUCAUCUAGCAUUGAAACAUCGUCAAAGUAAAAAUCAUCGUAUGAGAAUUGUUGCAUUUGUUGGCAGCCCUUUGAUAAACGAUGAGAAAGAGCUUGUAAAAUUGGCAAAAAGGUUGAAAAAGGAAAAAGUCAGUGUUGAUGUAGUGAACUUUGGAGAGGAGGAAUCCAAUACUUCAUCAUUGACAUCUUUCAUUAAUACCGUUAAUGGUAAAGAUGGCACCUCCAGUCAUCUUGUGACUGUUCCACCGGGUCCAAUUUUGGCCGACGCUCUUAUAUCCUCCGCCAUUGUUGCUGGUCAAGAUGGAAAUCCUUCUGGCUCUAGCGAUGGCCUCUUUGAUCCUUCAAAUGAUCCAGACUUAGCGCUGGCGAUCCGUGUGUCUUUGGAAGAACAACGACAGCGUCAAGAAGAAGUAAACCAGAACGCAGAGACGCCAAGUGUCAAAGAUGCUCCUUCAGCAGAAAUACCGGACAACGAGGAAGCACUAUUACAGCAAGCACUAAGAAUGUCCGGAGCGAUGUCGACUGCCUCUGGAGAUUCCACUCCCUUUCCAGACGAUGUUAGCAUGAUGUCUGAGGCCGAUCAGAUAGCGUAUGCCAUCAAGAUGUCCUUACAAGGAGACGAUACAACGAGCGAAGCUGAGACAGGAGAGGCGAACUCCUCGAGAGAAACGACACCAAUGGAUACUGAUGUGGCACCUUCAAGUAUUGGCGACGAUAUGCAGGACUUCAGUGAGGAAAUGGCCGAUCCCGAGUUCCUGCAUUCCGUGCUUGGUUCUCUCCCAAAUGUUGAUCCCAAUAGUGAAGCUGUGAGAGCUGCUAUAGGACAAGCUACACAACAAAGUUCUAACAAAACAGAUUCCAAAAAGACAGACGAGCCCAUGGAAGAGGACUCUAAUAAUAAAUAAAUAAAACAUCAUUUGACCAAUUAAUAACGUUUACUUUUUCAUUUAUUAAAAAAUUAACGUAUCAAAA